AUGGCCGGCUCAAUCACUAAGCCCAAGAAGCCCAAGUCCAAGCGAACUCCCGUUCGUCUUCGUCACAAGAUCCAAAAGGCUUCCGCCGCAAAGCAAAAGAAGGAGCGCAAGCUCGCAAAGAAGAAUCCCGAAUGGCGAACAAAGCUAAAGAAGGACCCUGGUAUUCCCAACUUGUUCCCCUACAAGCAAAAACUGCUGGAUGAGAUCGAGGAGAACCGCAUCAAGAAGGCCGAGCUUGCGCAAAGAAGAAAGGAAUUGACCAAGGCCGCAAAGACUGGCGCCACAGACGACAAUGCUAUGACCGACGUUCAGGUCGACGUUUCUGAUGAGAUGGAGGAGGAUGAGGAGUUGGACGACGAUGUCGACGAGUCAAACCCCAUGGCUGCUCUUAUCGCCAGUGCUCGCGCUGCUGCCGCUACCUAUGACCGACAGCUUGCUGACGACGACGAUAUGGAUGACGACGACGAGAGUGAUGAUUCCGACAACGAUCACGGCCCUGAGAUGUCCAUUGGUCAGGCCUCUUCAAGGAAGACUUACGACAGAGUCUUCAAGCAGGUUGUUGAGCAAGCCGAUGUCGUCCUUUACGUCCUUGACGCCCGCGACCCCGAGGGCACCCGUUCUCGCGAGGUCGAGCGCCAGAUUAUGGCCUCUCCCGACAAGCGUUUAAUCCUAAUCAUCAACAAGUGCGAUUUGAUCCCUCCCAAGGUUCUCCGAGACUGGCUUGUCUACCUGCGCCGCUACUUCCCUACUCUGCCUCUCCGAGCUUCUGGCGCCGCUCCCAACGCACACACUUUCAACCACCGCGACUUGACUGUUCAGAGCACCUCUGCUACACUCUUCAAAGCUCUCAAGAGCUUCGCCGCCAGCCGACAACUCAAGCGUGCUGUUUCCGUCGGUGUUAUUGGUUACCCCAACGUGGGUAAGAGCUCAGUCAUCAACGCUCUUCUUUCAAGGAUGAGCGGAAAGGGUGGUAGCUCUUCAAAGGCCUGCCCUGCCGGUGCCGAGGCUGGUGUUACUACGAGCAUUCGCUCUGUCAAGAUUGACAGCAAGCUCACUCUUCUCGACUCCCCCGGUGUCGUCUUCCCCUCAUCCUCCUCGACACAGUCUGCCGGUCUUGUCUCUCUCAAGAACGCCACCGAGGCACACGCUCACCUGGUCCUUCUCAACGCUGUUCCUCCCAAGCAGAUCGACGACCCCAUCCCUGCUGUCACCCUUCUCUUGAAGCGCCUUUCUGCUUCUCCUGAUCUUAUUCAGAAGCUCACAAACGUCUACGACAUUCCUGCCCUGCUACCUAACCGCGCUGACGGCGAUUUCACCACUGAUUUCCUUGUCCAGGUCGCCCGCAAGCGAGGUCGCCUGGGUCGUGGUGGCAUCCCCAACCUUCCUGCUGCCGCCAUGACAGUUGUUACUGACUGGCGUGACGGUCGCAUCCAGGGAUGGGUCGAGCCUCCCGUUCUUGCCGUCGGAUCUACAGCCACCGCUGCCAAGCCAACCAUCAAGAACGCUGGCGAGGAUGAUAUCGCCCCUGAUCAGAAGCAGAUUGUUACCGAGUGGGCUGCCGAAUUCAAACUCGAGGGUCUAUGGGGCGACAACAGUGCUGACGUCGAUGAGGCUAUGGAGGAGUAAAGAGAGAACGAAAAAAGCUUUUUGGUGGUUUGUUGUCAAAAUUGACGGACGAUUUUAUAUGAGUUCUUCACUGGAAAGUUUGGCGUUUCAAGGAUGGCUGUUAGAACGGUUUAAAUCCGUGCAUAUACAUUCGUAAAAUAAAAAAUAAAACUAUCUGUCUACCCAAAAACGCCUGCAUGGUUGCCUUCACCAAGUGAAUCGUAGAUUAUGCAUUAUGCCGUAUACCUCCUCUCUGAAUCAACUUUUUGUCUUGUCUAUGCUUCGAUCAGCUCCAUCUUGACACCCCGCUUGCCAGUCAUCUCAUCCUUCUCGUCACGGACUCUAACCCUGACCUUCUGGAAUAGCUCGACCUUGAUCUCUCGGCUUCCCUUGGUUGUAAGCGUGUAAGUCUCGGCAUCGUACUCAGCCUCUGGCUCGGGCUCCGCAAGAUCUCUCAGUCGGAUCAAACCCUCGGUACCAAAGCGUGGAACAAGGACGACAAAACCGUUGCUGAAAAUCUUCAUAACAAACGCAUCUUCCUCGGCAACCUUGCCCUUGAGAGCUUGGCCAACGUAGUAGGCGAUACUGGCACGACCUGCCAUUUGGGCAUUGCGAUGCCUCACGUUGAUGUUUUUGCAGACGGCCUCAAGGCGUCCUCGGCUGCGAACGUUGGGGUGAAUGGCUUCGUAAUCAAUGGCGGCGGCGAGCUGUCGAUGAGCUAGAAGAUCGGCGUAACGACGAAUGGGGGAUGUGAAAUGAGUGUAGAUCUCUGACGCAAGACCGUAAUGGCGGAACUCGGGAUAGGCUUGAGUACCAGAGCAGAAAUACUCGGCGCUCAUCAU
This is a messenger RNA of Fusarium graminearum PH-1, 2447 nucleotides long. Its product is annotated as nuclear GTP-binding protein NUG1. Lineage: Eukaryota; Fungi; Ascomycota; Sordariomycetes; Hypocreales; Nectriaceae. The coding region runs from base 1 to 1626 and encodes 541 amino acids. The record is from RefSeq and is a predicted model, not a curated record. The transcript is spliced from 2 exons. Gene Ontology annotation, cellular component: nucleolus. Gene Ontology annotation, molecular function: GTP binding.